Cladophialophora bantiana CBS 173.52 is the source of this 711-nucleotide messenger RNA. RefSeq lists its product as uncharacterized. The transcript has 3 exons. Gene Ontology annotation, molecular function: DNA-binding transcription activator activity, RNA polymerase II-specific; transcription cis-regulatory region binding. The record is from RefSeq and is a predicted model, not a curated record. Bases 1 to 711 code for a protein of 236 amino acids. NCBI's taxonomy places the organism in Eukaryota, Fungi, Ascomycota, Eurotiomycetes, Chaetothyriales, Herpotrichiellaceae. Gene Ontology annotation, cellular component: RNA polymerase II transcription regulator complex.
AUGAACGUCCCCCGCAUUGAUAACCCUUCAGAUAGCUCGAGUUUCGCAGCUUCAGAACUGUAUCUUGUAGACCUGGGGGAGUUUGACAAUCUCGACUUAUUGGAUGACUUCCAUCAGUUCGGCAAUAUGGACGCCUCAGACAUGUUCCUUGGUGACAGGGAUAGCUGCCUCGUAAAGAAUGGAUCGAAAAUGAUCAGUGAUGUCGAAAUCUCUACCAUAGAUCAACCGGCAACAUCCACAUCCACAGAUUCAGAGCUAUCGGCCGAAUCUAGCACGAAGAUGCGUCGCCGAGCGCAAAACCGCGCAUCCCAGCGUGCUUUUCGUGAACGCAAAGAGAAGCACCUCCGCAGUUUGAAGUCAACUUUAGAAGAUCUUGGCGAGAAGCAUCAGAGGCUGCUCGUCUCAUAUUCGCAGCAAUCCGAAGUGGUGAUGAGGUUGAAGGGGCGCGUCGCAGACCUCCACGCACAGAUUGCAGCUUUCUCGGCUUACUCUGAACAAGACAUGGCCAACUUGAUUUUUCGAGUCCAAAGGCCCCGUACUCCGGAUUUCCAGCAAUUUGACGCUUUUUCAUUCUCAUCAACAUCCGCCCAGCCUACCCGUCGCAGGAUCUUUUCUCAGAGCCUAGCCUCGGACGGGAAUGGACUUGACAAACUGCCUUCGCUGGAAGCAAGUAAUCUCCCAGAAUUUGAAGACCUGCUGAACCUACCGUAA